Messenger RNA from Nothobranchius furzeri (turquoise killifish), 4661 nucleotides. RefSeq names its product TNF receptor-associated factor 2. The record is from RefSeq and is a predicted model, not a curated record. Gene Ontology annotation, cellular component: cytoplasmic side of plasma membrane; cytosol. Gene Ontology annotation, molecular function: zinc ion binding; ubiquitin-protein transferase activity; tumor necrosis factor receptor binding. Gene Ontology annotation, biological process: regulation of apoptotic process; tumor necrosis factor-mediated signaling pathway; protein K63-linked ubiquitination. Lineage: Eukaryota; Metazoa; Chordata; Actinopteri; Cyprinodontiformes; Nothobranchiidae.
UCUGCCUGUCAACCCGCGUAAAACCGCGUUCAGCCUCCCCGGAUGACGUAACGCCCAGUCUGGAAGUGCAAUGGCGAUAUUAGACAAUAACAGCCGUCGUGUUGGGGGACCACAUCUGUAUUAUGUGGCUAACAUUGAAGAAAACACCUCCAGUUGGCUGCAAAACCACAUAUAAUAUCAGCACCGCGCACGAGCGUCAACCUACGAGCGGGAAAGGGGAUUUCAGAGCCUCCAGACGCGAUGACAGUUUAGACUGAAACGCUGGUGUGACGUGUAACGGGACACCAUGGCCGCACAGGAACCGUCCCCUCCUUCGUCCAUGGAGAGCAAUAAACCUGGCUUCCCUAAGAAGAUCCUGGGAAAUAAGCUGGAGGACAAGCACCUGUGCAACUGUUGCCACAACAUACUCCGACGGCCGUUCCAGGCCCAGUGUGGACAUCGCUUCUGCUCUUACUGCUUCAACAGGGCUGUGAGUAAUGGACCCCAGAAAUGCAAUGCGUGCAUUAAGGAAGACAUUUUUGAGGAGUCUACAUCAAUUUUGAAACAAGGAUGUGCUUUCCCUGACAACGCCGUUCGAAGGGAAGUUGAAAGCCUGUCUGCUGUUUGCAUCAAUGAGAGUUGUACUUGGAAAGGAACCAUCAAAGAAUAUGAGCUGAAUCAUGAAGGGAAAUGUGAGUUCAUGAUCAUCCCAUGCCCUUCCUGCAAAGAACGAAUACGCUUCAACGAACAGGAGCGCCACAAUGAGCGGGAGUGUCCAGAGAGGACGCUUAACUGCAAGUACUGCAAGGAGCCAUUUCACUUCAAAAACAUCAAGGCACACGAUGAGAUCUGCCCCAAGUAUCCGAUGAUCUGUGAAGGCUGUGCCAAAAAGAAAAUACCCAGAGAAAAGUACGUGGACCAUAUUAAAUUCUGCAGCAAAUUCAGAACUCCAUGUCGAUUUCAUGUCGUUGGAUGUGACAUGUCUGUGGAGAAAGAGAAGAUUCAUGACCAUGAACGUGCUUUUGCCUAUGAGCACCUGAACCUGCUCCUGCACUACAUUAUGGGCAUGAAAGUAAGCAUGGAGGGCCUGCAGCCCCAGGGACUGGAAAUAGCCGGACACAAACUGGUAGAACUCCAACAAUCCCUCAGGGAACUCGAGGCUCGAGUCUCCCUGCUCAGCACCACCUCCUCUGGGCCUCCCGUGCAGGGAGCUGCCGCCUCCUCCUCCUCUUCCUCCAGCUCUGGUCCCCCUGGUCCAGCCGCUUCAGCUCCUCUCCCUCCACCUCCCACUCUUCCUCCCACUCUUCCUCCCACUCUCUCUGUUUCUACCUCCUUCACACCCCUGCCCAGCUCGGUGGGCGCAGCGCUGGAGCUGCAGCUCCACAGCGAGAAGACCAAGGUGGUCGAGCUGGGCCGCAGGUGCACAGAACUGGAGGUUAAAUCCGGCACGUUUGAAAACGUGGUGUGUGUUCUAAACAGAGAAGUGGAAAGGUUUGCCACAACCAUGGAGGCCAGCACCCGGCAGCAUAAACUGGACCAAGAUAAGAUCGAAGCUCUGAGUAAUAAGGUGCGACAGCUGGAGAGGACCGUGGGACUGAAGGACCUUACGGUGGCUGAGAUGGAGGGACGACUGAGGGAGAUGUCAGCCACCACCUUUGAUGGAGUCUUCAUCUGGAGAAUCUCAGAUUUUGCUAAAAAGCGACAGGAUGCUGUUGCAGGUCGGGCCCCUGCUAUGUUCUCACCAGCCUUCUAUACCAGUAAAUACGGCUACAAGAUGUGCCUACGGAUCUAUCUGAACGGAGACGGGACGGGGCGCGGCAGCCACCUGUCUUUGUUCUUUGUGGUGAUGAGAGGACUGAGUGAUGCUCUGCUCAAAUGGCCCUUCAACCAGAAGGUGACUCUGAUGCUGCUGGACCAGAGCAGCAGGGAGCACAUCAUCGAUGCCUUUCGACCAGAUGUCACUUCCUCGUCCUUCCAGAGACCUGUCAGUGAGAUGAACAUCGCCAGCGGCUGUCCGCUUUUCUGCCCUCUCUCCAAGCUUGAUGGCAAGAACUCUUACAUCCGAGACGACACCAUCUUCAUCAAAGCCAUCGUGGACCUCACCGGGCUCUAGAUGGCUCCACUCAUUGCAAUUUGACAACCUGGCAGCUCUCUGACCAUUACAGCUUCUUUUUGGCUCAGUCAUGGUCCCGUUAAGGCUCUGUUCGGGGCAUCGUACUGUCCCCCCUGCACUUGCGGGGAGGCAAACAUGCUUGCGACUGUAUGCUGCAUGCGGCUGCUCAGUCCAGUGCUCGCAUUGUCAUACCAGGUGGUAUCUGUGUGAGAACCACCAUCAUUGAUGUACAUUUUGGGUGCAAAACUUAAUUUCCUUUAACAUCAUCCCCACCGGGGUUAAAAGCCAGUUCUGCACAUGUUUUCAGUUGAAGGACAGUAAGGCGAGCGGCAGUGUGUCGUGGUUUAACGCAGAGGCGCUACGAUGGAGAGAAGAGAAGGAACCUUCUUUAACCCUCUGCUUUAGGGGGACUUUCGGAACAAGCGCAUUGUGUUAGCACAGGAUUGUAGACUACAGAUAGUUGGUGUGGUUUUAUCAUAAAGCUGGCUUGUCUUAGAGGUAGAGCUUGAUGCAGUUUUUCCUUCUUGAAGAUUUUUGAUAUUGUAAGCUUGCCAUGUCGAGUGAUUUUUGCAUAGACAAACGUGGAGUUAUGUUAUGAAUAAGAUAACAGGCUUUUGUUUUUUGUUUGCUUUUGCUUUUCUUUCUUAGCCGAAUGCAUGCCGCUGGCGUCUUUUAAACGGCUCCCUUUUCCCCCCAGCCUUGCUUCACCAAGGUUUGCCGUAAACUUGUUAGUGAAUUAGCCAUCCGUGAUGGUGGACAUUGCCUGCAUGUCUUUGGAACCAGGCUAUUUACAUGUAGAGUGGAGUGUUGCGUGUUUGUUCCUGUUGAGGGUCGGAGGUUCUGAUAGGUGGUUUGGUACAUCUGUGGAAGAUACAGCGGAGUUACCCAAGGAGUCAGGAGUCAGUCAGGCACGAGGCGUAAAACUUGCAUGUGUUCUUUUGUCUCCGACAAACAUGCACAGCUGGAGUUUUCCUGCAGGAUUUGCUCACUUGCUCACAACUCGACACGUAGUACUGAGCCCCACCACAGACCGAGGUUAACACAGAUUCGCUGAGGUUAAAGGAUCGUUUGUCUGUUCGUAUAGUUUCCAGUGCAUAUGUGUGUCAGCUGCUCUGAGUGUGUGUGUGUUAGUGAAAGUAGACAUGAGCUAAAUGUGUGUGGUGGUCGGGUGGCUGGAAACGAGAUUGUAAAGAGUUCGCUGUAGGCUCCAGGCCUUUACUGGCCAUAUUUAUUGUAACUUAACAUUUUAAAUGCAGCCCCAGAUAAAUUAUUUGCAGUGCUUUCACUUCUCUCCAAUCGAUCUAUCUGGUCAGGGUGUAAUUUUUCUACACGUCCACAAGAGAUUGCUGUUACUUAGCGCGCGUGCUGAGGUUUUAAGGUUCCCACUGGCCUGUUUGGAAACCAGUCUCAACCUGUAUUUAACCCUCUCUGUGCAUGGGAGGCUUCAGUUCAUUUUCACUAUAGAGUUUGACGCUGGUUUACUCUGUGAGCUGUGCGCAUUUAUUUGUAUUUGUUUGGAUGAGAAUACGUGAACAUAGAAUAGUUAUUAUGUUAUAUCUGGCGCUGCCCGACCCAGGCAGCUGCCUAUAUUCAUAGCAAUUUAUAAAUAUGUAUCUUUCAUAUCAUAAUGUUAAAAUAAUCUAUAUAUUGAUGUUAAUAUACAGAAGAUGUUAUAAUAAACAUAGUAUUACUGAAUAUCUUAUUAAUUCUAUAUAUCUGUAGACCAGCUUUUGGUUUGAUGGUUUGAACAGGCCAGGGCGACCUCUUUGUGCAGCGAGGACUUUCAGAGUGCAAUACACCAUCACCUCCCUUAAACCACCUCAGCUUUAAGGGGGUUCAGAGGUCAUGCUAUUUGUUGCCAUUUGUUUACAUUACUCAUUAUGGCGCUGAAGAGCUGUGACCGACUUCAAACUUUCUGAGGAAACGCGGUGGUUUUUCUGAUCUGCUUCAUCGACACGGAGAACUAGCUCAGUCGGCUUUUAGGGAAGACCAUUUAACUGUUUAGAAACGUUUCUUGCAUACGGUGUCUUUUUUCUUGACUCUAAAAUGUGUUAAUGAGCAUGUCACAUGAACUUUUUCUAAACCUGGGUGUUCUUGUAACUUGCCAAAAUGAAGAAUUACCUCCGUAUGCUAAACAGCGUUGUACAGCAAGUUUUUAUUUUAUGUUCUAUGCUAAUAUAUGGUGCCAAAUAUGUUUAUAUUUAAGUCUGUAUUUAUAUGCGUGUGGGUGAGUGCGGGCGUGUGCCGUUUUGAUACGCUGCAUGGGGUCGGUACCUUUAAUUCAGGCCCAUGAGACGGUCCUCAGAUGACAGAGGUUUUGAAUGUAAGCUUCAUUCUGUUGGUUUUGUCCUUCUCUUAAAAACAACAGUUUAGUCACAUGAUGCACUUGACUUGAACCGACUUUAUUUGUGCACUUUGUAUCAUUUGUCCUAACAGGGUAUUUUGUUGAGUGAUUUUAUGUACCUUAAAGCAGAGCCAUAUAUAAAUAUUUCUAUGUACAUCUAUCUGAUAAUCGCUGUAUCAUGCUACAAGAGGACAUGCAGUCUGUAAUAAAAGUGUUGGAUUCUGC